GAAAAAGAAUCGAAAUAACCAUGCAUGCUCAGAACGUUCUUAUCGUGACACACAGUCCCAUUCCGUUUCAGUUUCGCAGCAAUCUUGGGCGCUAUUGCAUUCUUUUCCGUGCAAGGAAGGUCAAUGGAUCAGCAAGAUUGGAAAACAGAAAAAAAUGGAAACCUUCUUCGAUCUUUGGAUGAAACAAAAAUAAUGCCAGUCGUGGAACAGGAUAUUGCACACGUGCAUCACGAAAAAACUGACAAGAAGGAAGCAAAGCGUCCCUUAAACGCAGAAGAAUAUACGUUCGAGCAUCAAGAUCCAGUGACAAAAAAGGAAGCAAAGAGAACUAUAUAUCCAGGUACCAAAUGGUGUGGGGAAGGUAACAAUGCUCAAGAUUAUAAUGACUUAGGACUUCUUCGGGUUGUUGACAAAUGUUGUCGAGCACAUGAUCAUUGUCCGAGGUCUCUUUUGUCCGGAGCCGCCAGGUAUGGUGUAGUCAACAAUGGGAUGUAUACUGUUAGCGACUGCCAGUGUGACUUUGCAUUUAAAAAGUGUCUACGUGAGGUAUCUUUCUUUAAUGGAGGAACAUCUGCUGCUGCCAUCAGCCACACGUACUUCAAUAUCUUGAAUAUGAAAUGUCUUAAGUUUGAUCAAAACAACCAGGCUGAUAUUGUAUCACAAGCGUAAGCUAAGUGUUUGCACUAUAUAUUAUACUUCUAGGUAAAUUAUUGGUAAAUAAUCUAUAUAAAAAUAUGUAUGUGUACGUGCUUUGAUUAUGAAAGAAAGCCAGUCAGCCUUUAUUUUCUUCCUAAUGUCUGUUUGUUUUUCCCUCAUUCAGACCGUGGGCAUGGUUUUUUAAUCUACUAGUCCCUUAGUGCUAAAUAAUAUAAACCAAUCACGGUACACUAAAUUAUAAUUUUAUAUCCAGUCAAUAUCAGAAUUAUAUUAAAAAUGAGUUCGCCCUACUUUAGAGUGUCAAAUAUUGUAAACCAAUCCCAGCAUACUAAAUUAUAAUUUUAUAAACACUUAAUAAUAAGAAUUACAUUAAAAAUGAGUUCGCCCUACUUUAGAAUGCCACAUAAUAUAAACUAUAGACUAGUUAAACAACCAACCGGCUUUUUAGGACGAUUUCUUCAAAUCUAUGUUCAAAAUUAAAAACCUAAAAUUUGUUUGUUGAAGAUUUAUACAUGGUUAAAAUUCGUGAAGAAGUAUUCAUCUUAACAUGUAAAACACACAGAAAAUAAACAAUGCUAUAGAUACAAAGUACUUAGAAGUAGACCUACAAACCUCACGUCAUUAAUUCCAAUCCAAAAUGGCUUCCGUAAGCUUAGCCCAAUCGUAGCGUGUUUCCUCUUUCGCCAGGUUGAG
Molecule: messenger RNA, 1350 nt
Organism: Hydractinia symbiolongicarpus
Lineage: Eukaryota; Metazoa; Cnidaria; Hydrozoa; Anthoathecata; Hydractiniidae
Product: phospholipase A2 large subunit-like
Exons: 6
Coding region: 124-669 (181 amino acids)
Biological process (GO): arachidonate secretion; phospholipid metabolic process
Molecular function (GO): A2-type glycerophospholipase activity
Source: RefSeq, a predicted model, not a curated record